Arthroderma uncinatum is the source of this 777-nucleotide messenger RNA. RefSeq lists its product as uncharacterized. Gene Ontology annotation, molecular function: transcription coregulator activity. Gene Ontology annotation, biological process: regulation of transcription by RNA polymerase II. Gene Ontology annotation, cellular component: mediator complex. The coding region runs from base 1 to 777 and encodes 258 amino acids. The record is from RefSeq and is a predicted model, not a curated record. Lineage: Eukaryota; Fungi; Ascomycota; Eurotiomycetes; Onygenales; Arthrodermataceae. The transcript has a single exon.
AUGCACUUUCUUUCUCUUAGCCAUUACCAAACCCAUGGAUUUAUACGAAUAUCACCUCGUCCCGAGAUCGACCCGCUAGACCCCUCCGCCUCAGGAAAUCAAGGGAGCCCGGCAGCAUCCCUUCCAACACAAGUGCAAGGCAUCUCCUCUUCACCUACGCCUUCCACGCAGCUACAGCAUCCGGCGGAUCCAAAGAAUCUGGCCUCAUCCCAAGACGAAGCCCAUACAAUAAAGAUGAUUACACUUGAGCCACAAGCAUACCUAUCAUUUUUCUCCAUGACUACAAAAUUCUGCCAACCACUCUGGAACCACCGACAUACUGUAGUUGUCACCUCGGGAGAAGCCUACGAAGUAGCUGAUUUCCGAGUCCGGAUAGGUGAAGUGCGUCAGACAACGCCUCGGCCUCGUCUCCGUGGAGCAAUCGUGGAAAUCGAAUACCGUGGUCCGGGAGAAAGGCAACCAGGACAAUCAGAUCUAGCUCAAGAUCCCGACGAGAACGGGGUCAUGAUGCCGCCCCUCCCACACCAAGUGAAUCGGGAGGUGGACCUCCCUACGGAUGAAGAUUGGGAGUUGGGAGUGAUGCUGAUUCGGGAGUUGUGGGAGAACUUCUCUAUUCCCGGUGCUACGGAGUCAAUCCAGGUCCCUGGGGUAGGGAUGGAGAGGCGGAGGUAUUUUGAGAAGGGAGGCGCUACGGCACACUCCGCACGGGAGAAGGCUAGUAUUGUUGGAGUUGACCUUGCGAGGCAGUAUAUGGAGGUUUUCAAAUUUUAUCGGUAG